AUGGAGGUAGGAUUGGAAGUAGGAUUGGAGGUAGGAUUGGAAGUAGGAUUGGAGGUAGGAUUGGAAGUAGGAUUGGAGUGCCUGCAUCUUACUUGUCAAUUCGUUCUAUCCCAUGAUGCUGCCUGCGUCUCUCUGUUCGUCCAAGACGAACGGGUUAUUGGACGCACAGAACGUGCCCAAACGCGUGACAUAUUUGAAUACGUGACAUUUGAUAUGUCUGAAUUUAUUUUUUCCCGUGUUAACGAACGGGCUACUGGACGCACAAAAGGAACCGAAACACGUGACAUUUGUUUGCCUGCACUUCUCUGUUCGUCCGACGACGAACAGGUUAUUGGACGCACAGAACGUGACCAAGAACGUGAGAAUCGACUGAGCAGUACUUGUGAAUACGUUUUUUCGCAUGAAGGUGCCUGCACUUCUCUGUUCGUCCGAGACGAACAGGUUAUUGGACGCACAGAACGUGACCAAGAACGUGAGAAUCGAUCGUGCAGUACUUGUGCAGAAACAAAUGUGCAUGCAACUGCCGGUGGUUCUCUGUUCGUCCCAGACGAACUGAAUAUUGGACGCACAAAUCACACCCAAGAACACAAUAUUCGAUCGUGCAGUACUUGUGCAGAAACAAAUGUGCAUGCAACUGCCUGUGGUUCUCUGUUCGUCCCAGACGAACUGAAUAUUGGACGCACAAAUCAAACCAAGAACGUGAGAAUCGAUACUUGUGCAGAAACAAAUGUGCAUGCAACUGCCGGUGGUUCUCUGUUCGUCCCAGACGAACUGAAUAUUGGACGCACAAAUCACACCCAAGAACACAAUAUUCGAUCAUGCAGUACUUGUGCAGAAACAAAUGUGCAUGCAGCUGCCUGCACAUCUCUGUUUGUCCCAGACGAACAGAAUAUUGGACACACAAAUAAAACCCAAGAACACAAUAUUCGAUUGUGCAGUACUUGUGCAGAAACAAAUCUGCAUGCAGCUGCCUGUGGUUAUCUGUUCGUCCCAGACGAACUGAAUAUUGAACACACAAAUGAAACCCAAGAACACAAUAUUCUAUUGUGCAGUACUUGUGCAGAAACAAAUGUGCAUGCAACUGCCUGUGCUUCUGUGUUCGUCCCAGACGAACAAAAUAUUGGAUGCACAAAUCAAACCCAAGAACGCAAUAUUCGACUGCCUGUGUCUCUCUGUUCGUCCACGACGAACAGGAUAUUGGACGCACAAAAUGUGCCCGGAUACGUGACAUUUGAUGCGUGUGUUUCUCUGUUCGUCCAAGACGAACGGGCUAUUGGACGCACAAAAGGAACCCAAACACGUGACAUUUGUAUUAUUGGACGCACAAAACGUGACCCAGAACUACUUGUGCAGAAGCAAAGCUGCAUGCAAGUGCCUGCGCUUCUGUGUUCGUCUGCGACGAACAGGAUCUUGGACGCACAAAACCAGCCUACGAACCUGAGCAGUACUUGUGAAUACGUUUUUUCGCAUGAAGGUGCCUGCACUUCUCUGUUCGUCCGAGACGAACAGGUUAUUGGACGCACAGAACGUGACCAAGAACGUGAGAAUCGACUGAGCAGUACUUGUGAAUACUUUUUUUCGCAUGAAGGUGCCUGCACUUCUCUGUUCGUCCGAGACGAACAGGUUAUUGGACGCACAGAACGUGACCAAGAACGUGAGAAUCGAUCGUGCAGUACUUGUGCAGAAACAAAUGUGCAUGCAACUGCCUGUGGUUCUCUGUUCGUCCCAGACGAACUGAAUAUUGGACGCACAAAUGAAACCCAAGAACACAAUAUUCUAUUGUGCAGUACUUGUGCAGAAACAAAUGUGCAUGCAACUGCCUGUGCUUCUGUGUUCGUCCCAGACGAACAAAAUAUUGGAUGCACAAAUCAAACCCAAGAACGCAAUAUUCGAAACAGCACGGGCAGUUGCAUGCAGAUUUGUUUCUGCACAAGUAGUGCACAACUGCAUACAUUAUCGAUUGCAGCAUACGUCGCGCAAUGCUCACUCGAUUCUCACGUUAUUGGUCACGUUAUCAUAAGUCACCCAAUACUAACUAGAAUAUUGCGUUCUUCGGUUUCAUUU
Molecule: messenger RNA, 2064 nt
Organism: Laccaria bicolor S238N-H82
Lineage: Eukaryota; Fungi; Basidiomycota; Agaricomycetes; Agaricales; Hydnangiaceae
Exons: 24
Source: RefSeq, a predicted model, not a curated record